AUGGAGCAAGAUUUUCCCGCGGUCCCUGGCGGCGGCGGCGGCGGCCACGAGGAAGGUCCCGCCGGGCUCGGCUACUCUUCCACCAAGCUCCCAGCGCCCCUUCCCACGGCUCGGCUACUCUUCCACCAAGCUCCCAGCUCCCCUGCCCUUCCCACAGCUCGGCUACUCUUCCACCAAGCUCCCAGCGCCCCUUCCCACAGCUCGGCUACUCUUCCACCAAGCUCCCAGCGCCUCUUCCCACGGCUCGGCUACUCUUCCACCAAGCUCCCAGUGCCCCUUCCCACGGCUCGGCUACUCUUCCACCAAGCUCCCAGCGCCCCUUCCCACGGCUCGGCUACUCUUCCACCAAGCUCCCAGCGCCCCUUCCCACAGCUCGGCUACUCUUCCACCAAGCUCCCAGCGCCCCUUCCCACGGCUCGGCUACUCUUCCACCAAGCUCCCAGCGCCCCUUCCCACGGCUCGGCUACUCUUCCACCAAGCUCCCAGCGCCUCUUCCCACGGCUCGGCUACUCUUCCACCAAGCUCCCAGCGCCCCUUCCCACGGCUCGGCUACUCUUCCACCAAGCUCCCAGCGCCCCUUCCCACGGCUCGGCUACUCUUCCACCAAGCUCCCAGCGCCCCUUCCCACGGCUCGGCUACUCUUCCACCAAGCUCCCAGCGCCCCUGUCCUUCCCACGGCUCGGCUACUCUUCCACCAAGCUCCCAGCGCCCCUGCCCUUCCCACAGCUCGGCUACUCUUCCACCAAGCUCCCAGCGCCCCUUCCCACGGCUCGGCUACUCUUCCACCAAGCUCCCAGCGCCCCUGUCCUUCCCACGGCUCGGCUACUCUUCCACCAAGCUCCCAGCGCCCCUUCCCACGGCUCGGCUACUCUUCCACCAAGCUCCCAGCGCCCCUUCCCACGGCUCGGCUACUCUUCCACCAAGCUCCCAGCGCCCCUUCCCACGGCUCGGCUACUCUUCCACCAAGCUCCCAGCGCCUCUUCCCACGGCUCGGCUACUCUUCCACCAAACUCCCAGCGCCCCUUCCCACGGCUCGGCUACUCUUCCACCAAGCUCCCAGCGCCCCUUCCCACGGCUCGGCUACUCUUCCACCAAGCUCCCAGCGCCCCUUCCCACGGCUCGGCUACUCUUCCACCAAGCUCCCAGCGCCCCUUCCCACGGCUCGGCUACUCUUCCACCAAGCUCCCAGCGCCCCUUCCCACGGCUCGGCUACUCUUCCACCAAGCUCCCAGCGCCCCUUCCCACGGCUCGGCUACUCUUCCACCAAGCUCCCAGCGCCCCUUCCCACGGCUCGGCUACUCUUCCACCAAGCUCCCAGCGCCCCUUCCCACGGCUCGGCUACUCUUCCACCAAGCUCCCAGCGCCCCUUCCCACGGCUCGGCUACUCUUCCACCAAGCUCCCAGCAACUCAAUGAAAUUCAUCUGAAAAUUAAUUAUUGGGGACAAAGGUUCACGAGAAAAUUGGUUUAA
Messenger RNA from Procambarus clarkii (red swamp crayfish), 1470 nucleotides. The record is from RefSeq and is a predicted model, not a curated record. NCBI's taxonomy places the organism in Eukaryota, Metazoa, Arthropoda, Malacostraca, Decapoda, Cambaridae.